UCAUUGAGCUAACAGCUUGGCUUUCUUUCGGUCCACAAUUUUAACACCAUUUUUCUUCGGCUCGCCGAUGAUAAUGCUCUGAAGUCUGAACCCUAUUCUCUCUGCGCGUAUCUAGCUGAGCUCAGUCGGCGAUGGACGCCAUGCUCUCAAAUGCAACUUUAUUUCCAAGACCAACCCACCUUCCGGUUUGUACAGUUACCUCGACCUCUAAUUCUGCAGCCACUUCUUUCGCGCCCAUCUCCUCCAAGAAGCCCUACUUCGCGUCUCGAAGUCAAAGAAGAGCACCGCGCUCGCGCAGGUCCAGUAAUUCCUCUACAGUUGGUAAAUUUUCAAUAACUUGUGCUGGUAUUACGGAGAUAAACGAGAGCCAGUUCUCUGACACGGUCUUGAAAUCGGACCGGCCGGUUCUCGUGGAGUUCGUCGCCAAUUGGUGCGGUCCCUGCCGCUUGAUCGCUCCUGCUAUAGAAUGGGUCGCCCAGGAAUAUAGAGACAGGUUGACGGUUGUAAAAAUUGAUCAUGAUUCGAACCCAAAACUAAUUGAAGAGUACAAAGUUUAUGGAUUGCCAGCUUUGAUCCUCUUCAAGAAUGGGCAGGAAGUUCCAGAAAGCAGGAGGGAAGGUGCAAUUACAAAAGUGAAGCUUAAGGAAUAUUUGGAUGCUUUGUUGGGGUCAAUAUCAGUUUCAUAGUCGGCUAAAAAUCUUGCUUGCCGAAUGCCCUAAUUCUUUCAUAUUUCAGAUGUGUCGGAAAUUGUGCAUAUGGACAUUUGCUUCCUUUACUUUAUCUCUUCUUCUAAUCCUUUGUAACAGUAACAGAGUGUAUAAUUUAAGCAGUUAAGAACAGGGUAUUUCAUUACCCUGUGAGCCUUUAAUUUUU
Molecule: messenger RNA, 873 nt
Organism: Corylus avellana
Lineage: Eukaryota; Viridiplantae; Streptophyta; Magnoliopsida; Fagales; Betulaceae
Gene: THX
Product: thioredoxin X
Cellular component (GO): cytoplasm
Molecular function (GO): protein-disulfide reductase activity
Source: RefSeq, a predicted model, not a curated record